ACAGGUAGCUGUCACAGAUUUAUACAUAGGGUGGCUUAUCUACAUUCAGAACAUGUUCCGGGUUAAAACACGCCGUCAAUAUGGCUGCUGUGUGGAUUGUGUCGGCGUUAGUUUGUUUUCUCUACUCCGGUAUACGAGGUGAUAUUUCUGUCACAACGACAAUAAACCCAGUGGGACUUUUGGGAAACAAUGAAGUGGAACUUGUGUGUACAUAUAGUCUUGCAUCCGUUGAUAGAGUGUUUUCCAUUUCAUGGAAAAGGGAGACAUCGAAAAACUCUGGAAUAUAUGAACAAUUAGCAGGGUUUAGCCCACCAGGAGCAUCACAGAGUCAUGCAACGUUUACAAAUUUGACCAACCCAUCUGUGUUUGGACGAGUAGUUCUAACAAACCCUACAGAUUCCUCCCUCACAGCUAAGAUCAGGUUUACAAGUGUGGUAUGUGGUGAUGAGCGUAAAUAUCAAUGCACUGUACUUGGAAUAAACAAAGGUGCACAGAUCAAUCCAAGCCCAGCCAGCGUCACCAGUCUUACAGUCAAGGCAAAGCCUAACGCCACAUCAUUUAAUAAAGUGGAAGUGGUCCCGGCAGCUAAUGUCGAGGAGGGACAGACGGUCACAUUCACUUGUACCGGUAACGUUGGUCGACCGGCAGGGAGCUUCUUAUGGACCAGGUUCAGUAGUACAACAGCCCCUACUGGUACCCCCAUAUACUCUACAACACAGACAUCCCCUAGUACUGACUGUACCUACACCGGCAAUAGUGUCAUCUCUAUACUGAUGACCAAAGACGACGAUGGUAUUGUCUUUAAGUGUGCCUUACAGCACGAAACCAUCAGCGACCCCACAGACGCCACCUACUUCAGACUAACUGGAGUCAUCAAUGUAUUUUGUAAGUCAACGUUAAUUAAUGUUUGUCUUCCUAUUUGAUAAUCAAAACGAUUAAA
Messenger RNA from Mizuhopecten yessoensis (Yesso scallop), 940 nucleotides. Its product is annotated as cell adhesion molecule 3-like. The record is from RefSeq and is a predicted model, not a curated record. The coding region runs from base 81 to 923 and encodes 280 amino acids. The transcript has 3 exons. NCBI's taxonomy places the organism in Eukaryota, Metazoa, Mollusca, Bivalvia, Pectinida, Pectinidae.